CCUCCGCCCCCCUCGGUAGCCGCACCAGCGGGAGCGGCGGGAGGAGGAGGAGGCGGCGCCGCGGGGACUGUCUCCUCCCCGUCCCUCGCGUCUCCUCCCCGCGCCACCGAGAAGGACAAGGGGACUGGGCACAAGGACCCCGGCCAGUGAGCGCCUGUGUUCCGGGACCGCCCCUCCCGCGCGCUCUUUCGCUGCGAGCCCGGGCCGGUGUAGCGGCGCAUGGUUCUGGCAGCAGCCAUGAGCCAGGACGCGGAUCCCAGCGGUCCGGAGCAACCCGACAGAGAUGCCUGCGUCGUGCCUGGCGUUCAGGGGGCCCCCGCGCCCCAGGGCCAGCGAGGGAUGCAGCCUCUGCCGCCACUGCCACCGCCGCAGCCUCAAGCCAGCCUGCCCCAGAUCAUCCAAAAUGCCGCCAAGCUCCUGGACAAGAGCCCCUUCUCAGUCAGUAACCAGAACCCCCUGCUCCCUUCGCCGGCCAGCCUCCAGCUGGCCCAGCUCCAGGCCCAGCUCACCCUCCAUCGGCUGAAGCUGGCACAGACGGCCGUCACCAGCAACACUGCAGCCGCCACGGUCUUGAAUCAAGUUCUCUCCAAAGUGGCCAUGUCUCAGCCUCUCUUCAACCAGCUGAGGCAUCCAUCUGUACUGGGCACCCCACAUGGCUCUACUGGGGUUUCCCAGCAUGCUGCCACCAUACCCAGUACCCGAUUUCCUUCCAAUACAAUUGCCUUUUCAUCGCCCAGCCAGGCACGAGGCCCAGGACCUUCUGUGAGCCUCCCCAGUCAGCCCCCCAAUGCUGUGGUGGUACAUCCCUUCAGUGGGGUGAUGCCUCAGACCACUGCCCACCCAGCAGUCAUCCUAGGCAUUGGGAAGGCUGGACCUACACCAGUUACCGCAGGCUUCUAUGAGUAUGGCAAAACCAACCCUAGCCAGGCCUAUGGUUCUGAAACAGAGGGCCAGCCUGGCUUCUUGCCAGCCUCGGCCUCGGCCACAGCAUCAGGUAGUGUGGCCUAUGAAGGGCACUACAGCCACACAGGGCAGGAUGGCCAAGCUGCCUUUUCUAAAGACUUCUAUGGACCCAAUGCCCAAGGGUCACAUGUAGCAGGUGGAUUUCCAGCUGAACAGGCUGGGGACCUAAAAGGGGAGGCUGGUGGGCUGUUGCAAGGUACGAACAGUCAGUGGGAGAGCCCCCCUGGAUUCUCUGGCCCAAACAAGCCUGAUAUUGCAGCAGGGCCCAGCUUGUGGCCGCCACCUGCCAGCCAGCCCUAUGAGCUAUAUGAUCCCGAGGAGCCUACCUCAGACAGGACCCCUCCUGCCUUUGGAGUUCGGCUUAACAACAGCAAACAGGGCUUCAGCUGCUCCCGGCGGAGGGCGAAGGAGGAGCCGGCGAUGCUGUCCGUGAGGCCUCUGCAGGCUCACGAGCUGAAUGACUUCCAUGGUGUGGCUCCGCUCCACCUGCCCCACAUCUGCAGCAUCUGUGACAAGAAGGUGUUUGACCUAAAGGACUGGGAGCUACAUGUGAAAGGGAAGCUGCAUGCCCAGAAGUGCCUGCUCUUCUCUGAAAGUGCUGGCCUCAGGUGUAUACUUGCUUCAGCAGAAGGGACGCUGUGUGCCUCCCCAAACAGCACAGCUGUUUAUAACCCCACUGGAAAUGAGGAUUAUGCCUCAAAUCUUGGGACACCGUAUGCAGCCAUUCCAAGGGCCUUUGCUCAAUCAAACCCCACGUUUCCUUCAGCUUCCUCGGGGGCGAAUCAGUUUGCACAGAGGAACGGUGCCGGGCGAGUGGUGCACAUCUGCAAUCUCCCGGAGGGCAGCUGCACUGAGAAUGACGUCAUUAACCUGGGGCUGCCCUUUGGCAAGGUCACUAAUUACAUCCUCAUGAAGUCAACUAACCAGGCGUUUUUAGAGAUGGCUUACACUGAAGCUGCCCAGGCUAUGGUCCAGUACUACCAAGAAAAGUCUGCUGUGAUCAAUGGUGAGAAGUUACUCAUUCGGAUGUCCAAGCGAUACAAGGAAUUGCAGCUGAAGAAACCUGGGAAAAAUGUGGCUGCUAUCAUCCAGGACAUCCAUUCCCAGAGGGAGAGGGACAUGUUCCGAGAAGCUGACAGAUACGGUGCAGAGCGGCCCCGUUCUCGAAGCCCAGUGAGCCGAUCGCUUUCCCCGAGAUCCCACACUCCAAGUUUUACUUCCUGCAGCUCUUCCCACAGUCCACCAGGCCCUUCUCGGGCCGACUGGGGCAAUGGCCGGGACUCCUGGGAGCACUCUCCCUAUGCAAGGAGAGAAGAUGACCGAGAGCCGGUCCCCUGGAGGGAGAACGGGGAGGACAAGAGGGACAGGACAGAUGUUUGGGCACACGACCGGAAACACUACCCCAGGCAACUGGACAAAGCUGAGUUGGAUGAGCGACUUGAAGGAGGAAGGGGCCACCGGGAAAAGUACCCGAGGUCAGGGUCCCCCAGCCCACUCCAUUCUUUGUCCAGCUACAAAGGCCGAGAAGAUGGCUACUAUCGAAAGGAGCCCAAAGCCAAGUUGGACAAACACCCCAAGCAGCAGCAGGAAAUACCAGGAAGGUCCAGGAGGAAAGACGAGGCCAGACCUCGGGAAACUCGACACCCUCCCCCAGAGGACUCAGGCAAGGAGGAUGAACUGGAACUCAAGAUCACUAGGGCUCCGGAGGGUGCCAAGUCCAAGCAGAGUGAGAAAAGUAAAGCCAAGAGACCUGACAGAGACCAAGGAGGCGCUGAUGAUAAAAAAGAAAGCAGAACGGCAGAGAAUGAGGCUGGAAUUGAGGAACAGGAAGGCAUGGAAGAAAGCCCCCCAUCAGCGGGCGGACAGCAGGAAGGGACAGAGUCCUCUGAUCCAGAAAACACGAGGACAAAGAAGGAACAAGAUUGGGAGAGCGGAAGUGAGGCCGAGGGGGACAGCUGGUACCCCACAAACAUGGAGGAGCUGGUCACAGUGGAUGAAGUAGGGGAAGAAGACUUCAUUAUGGAACCAGACAUCCCAGAGCUGGAAGAAAUUAUGCCCAUUGCCCAGAAAGACAAAAUCCUCCCUGAAAUAUAUCCCUGUGUGACAGCCACCUUAGGUUUGGACUUGGCCAAAGAUUUCACCAAGCAGGGGGAAACCAUAGGGAAUGGGGAUACAGAAAUCAGCUUCACGCUGCCCAGACAACUGCCGUCUACUUCCACAAGCUGUCCCAAUGACACGGACAUGGAGAUGCCUAGCCUAAAUCUGGAUGCUGAGCGGAAGCCAGCUGAAUGCGCGACAGGCCUCUCACUGGAGGUCUCAGAUUGCUGUGAGAAGGAGGCAAGAGGAGCAGAGGGCUCAGAUGUGCGUCUGGCCCCCACAGCCCAGCAAAUGUCUUCCCUCCAGCCAGCAGAUGAGAGGGCCCGGCAGUCCAGCCCUUUUCUCGAUGACUGCAAAGCCAAGGGGUCCCCUGAAGGUGGGGAUCAUGAAGUCAGCCCCCUGGAAGAGAAAGCCAGCCCCACUACUGAAGGCGACCUCCAAGGCCAGGCUUGCCAAGGCGCGUUGACCGAGGAAAACUCCAGGUACAUGGAACUGAAAUCUCUGGAUGUGAGAUCGCCAGACUUCACUGAGGCAGAGCUGAAGGAGCCGCUUUCCUUGCCUUCCUGGGAGCCGGAGGACGUGUUCAGCGAGCUCAGCAUUCCUCUAGGAGUGGAGUUCGUGGUUCCCAGGACUGGCUUUUACUGCAAGCUGUGUGGUCUGUUCUACACAAGCGAGGAGGUGGCCAAAGUCAGCCACUGUCGCAGUCCUGUCCACUACAGGAACUUACAGAAGUACUUGUCCCAGCUGGCAGAGGAAGGCCUGAAGGAGACGGAAGGGGCAGGCAGUCCAAGCCCCGAGGACAGCGGGAUUGUGCCACACUUCGAGAGGAAAAGGCUUUGAUACGGCUGCUGCCAUGGCCACUGUCUCUGGAAGCUGGAUAGGAAGCCUGCUGAACUAGGGCCAGUCUGGCCUCGGGGACAGAACUGAGAGCAGAGAAGAAGGAUAGCCCGGCAGGACACGGUGCUUGGGCUUGUUCCCAGAGACGAGCAAACUCACCCUUCUAAGUCCCGCCCUCCAAGGGUGACCAGCUUCCUGUUUCUUCUGUUUUUCUCUCUUCCUCUCACCUAGCCCUUCUGUGCCAAAGUUCAUUUCCUUUCCAUAAAAUCCAACUUCUCAGGGACUGUCACUGUGUUCAUAUUUUUGGUUGGUUAUGGUAGGUCAGUCAAGUGAGGGUGGGUCAUGUAAGGAAAAAGCUUAACAGAAUCCCUGGAUUUAGAGUCCCUUCAGUGAGCCUGAGGUGGUCCUGCAGUCUGGCUUCUGUGUGUCCCAAGAGUAGGGGAGCUGAGCCAGGUUCUUCAGUCUUGAGAGGGAUCACGGAUGAAUCAGUUGGCAGAGGUAGAUGUGGUUUCCUCCAGCUGGGCCCCACCAUUAUGAAAAGGCUCCUUUUUUCUUUCAGUUUUUGGCUAGUGCUGGGAAUUAAACCCAGGACCUUGCACAUUCUAAGCAGGUGCUCUACCACUGAGCUGUAUGCCUAGCCCAGAAGCCCUGGGUCUUUGUUUUUCGGCUGAUUCUCAUGAGGUCCAGGGACUGCCUUGAAGGGUUACCUUGAACUCCUGAUCCUCUAGCCUCUACCUCUUGAGUGCUGUGACUAUAGGCAUUGUGGUACUGGGAAUCAAACCCAGGGCAUCCAGCAAAAAGGCAAAGACUCUACCAACUGAGCUAUGUGCUCAGCCUUGACACCCCCAUUUUCAGAAAGUCAUACAUCCUCAGUUAUUCUAGAAAAUCACCAGGCUAAAGCCUUAAAGUAAAAUCAUAUUAAUUUUAUGGAGCAAAGAAGAACCCAACAUUGUAGAAGCUCUGGUAGAUCAAAUCCAAACUUCUUCUUGAUUUAAGGAUGGGCCUGGAUUAUUCUAUUCAAGACGGUGAUGUUGGGUAGAUUACAGUUUACCUCAAUUUGAGGUCAGCCACAGCUUCUUCCUAUAGUUAAAGGAGGAAAUUGGUGUGGGCCCCGGGUGCAUGCCGACCCUGGUGAAUCAGCCUAAGUCAGGAUCAAGGCACUGGCAUCUGAACUUGAUUCACCCUUGGUGCCUCUACUCUUGGGUACUCUGUAUUAGAAUGAUUUGAAAAUGAUCCCCCAUUGAAGGAGAAAUUAAAACACUUGUUUUUCUGGGGACUUUUAAGUGGGGAUGGACAGACCACUUAGGCCGAUUUGGAUGUUAAAAUGCUAGGAAAAACGGAUCCCUGACUCCCAAUGGGGUCAGCACCCCCAUCCCAUGUGGGCUGAAGGGUCUUAAUGGAAGGUCUUGGACAAGUGCUAGAGGACAUGAGCUCCACUUGAGCCAUUGAGUGGACCCAGGGUCAGAGAGAGCCUGGUACUGUCUCCAUGAGUGGACAUGCCUCCUUUAAGGUUUUCUCCAUGUGGAUGGUUUACCUGUGUAAGUUGCCUGUUUAUGUUUCCAGGUAAAGGCAAGUAGACUGGACAGGGGUCAUGUCUUUUCUUCCCCCUUACAUUGCCAUUCUGUACUCUGUACACAUGGAAGAAGAAUGGAGAAAUGAUGUUGUUCAACACCAACAUUUUAUCAGUGAAGAAACUGAGGCACAGAAAAGAAAUGACCAUGUGUAAACCUUGAGGCCUGUGGUUCCUGGCCAGGAAAGAACUUUUGGAACCUAUGAAAGAGGAGUUAAGGCCACGAGAGGAGGGAGACAGGCCAGUCUGGAAAGGGGUGAUGGGAAGUUGAAGCUUCAGGAAGGUGGUAUCCACAGUGUAAAGAUUAAAUAGUGUGUCUCAGUCCCCACCAUUCCCCUGGUGGACUCCCCAGAUGAUAACCCAGCAUUGUGGUCAUGACACUGUGGUCAUCAGCAAAGUCUCUCCCAUUUCUCAGAAAAACUUUGACUUCUGGGAACAGCUGUUGGCCACACCCCUAAACCCAUUAGCAGCUCCAUCCGAGACGAGACCUGCACAUUAGCAGAGGCUGGACCCUUUGUCUUUUAGCAGAGUGAGGCAGACCUCACCAACACCGCUGGCUCCUGUGUUAGUGGCAUUUCUGUGGAAAUCCAUGUCCCAGUUCUCAAGCAGAGAGAGGGCCCCCUUGAUGGUAAACUGACCUGAUGAGCACUCUGGAAAAGGCCCUCCAAAGGGAAAAAGAAAAGGUAGUCUCUACUUUUAGUCACAACCUUCAGUUUAAAGUCAUGGAUGAUUCUAUACUUGUGUGUAUAUAUGCAUAUAUAUUUAUUUUUAUAUAAUUCUAUUGGCAUGGUCCUUGCACUUUUUGUUCCUAUGUGUGUUACACGCAAUGCAGUAGUAAAAACAACCAGGAAGAUAUUGAUUUCUUUUUUAAAACUUCUAUUCAGUGUUUCACCAAUCAUUUCAAAAUGUCUCUCCCCAAGGUUGCUCAUGAACAGUUGCUACCUUGCACAAAAGAUUCAUUUGCACCCUGAGUGAAUGUAUGGAAAGCCUGUGUUCUCGUAUGCUCACUGUGAGCACCUGGAGGUAUCCAGGUUGCAUUCGCAGGGGCUUGGGUGAACUUGUUGAUAUGAAUAGGAGCCAUCAGUGCUCAGGUUUCCCAUUCUUGGACAGUCCGAGGCAGUGAUCUGUUAAGAGUAUACUUGAACUGGACCAGAGAUUGUUUUGUGAACUUUUGAGAGAAACAGGACUGCUAGUUACUUUAAGUUUGAACUCAUUUUUUUUUUCUGAUCUAUGUAAUUGACCCAAAGUGUUUGUUUUUACAAAAGGAAAAAAUGGUUUUUAAUAAAGAAAAUUUGAAAGCUUC
Messenger RNA from Peromyscus maniculatus bairdii (prairie deer mouse), 6770 nucleotides. NCBI's taxonomy places the organism in Eukaryota, Metazoa, Chordata, Mammalia, Rodentia, Cricetidae. The record is from RefSeq and is a predicted model, not a curated record.